This is a messenger RNA of Adineta steineri, 2712 nucleotides long. NCBI's taxonomy places the organism in Eukaryota, Metazoa, Rotifera, Eurotatoria, Adinetida, Adinetidae. The record is from the annotation of a GenBank genome assembly.
AAAGUUCAAAAUUAUAUUGACACUUUAUAUACUAAUAUGAGUUUUGGAAUCAUAUUUACUGAUGGACAAAAUAUUCAAAUACAAAUGGGCUUCUGUUCAUUUCAACAAGUUUCUACCGCCAUUUGUUCACCAGCUUGUGCAAAUGAUGGUAUAUGUUUGAAGUCAGGAAUAUGUAUAUGUUCAUCAGAAUGGAAAGGUUCAGAUUGUAAAAUACCUAUCUGCCAACAAUGCUCAAGUAAUGGUAAUUGUACAUCACCAGGUACCUGCGAGUGUCAUGCAGGCUGGCAGGGUAUCGAUUGCAAACUCCCUGUUUGCCAACAAUGUUCGAGUAAUGGUAACUGUACAGCACCAGGGAUCUGUGAAUGUAGUGUGGGCUGGCAGAACUCUGACUGUAAAACUCCUGUUUGUCAAAAUUGUUCAGGCAAUGGUAAUUGUACAAGUCCAGGAAUUUGCACAUGCAAAUCUGGUUGGACGGGCGAAGAUUGUACAAUCCCCAUUUGUGAACACUGUUCAAGUAAUGGAAACUGCACAGCACCAGAUAUCUGUAGCUGUCAGUCGGGUUGGCAAGGAACGGACUGUACACAACCUAUAUGUCAACAAUGCUCAAGUAAUGGUAACUGCACGAGACCUGGAACUUGCACGUGUGGUUUAGGCUGGACAGGCUCAGACUGUACAAUCCCUAUUUGUCAACAAUGUUCCACCAACGGUAAUUGUACGGCGCCAGGCAUCUGCACAUGUAAUUCGGGCUGGCAAGGAUCCGACUGUGCAUCACCGAUUUGUCAAAGUUGUUCAGGCAAUGGUAAUUGCACUGGUCCGGGACUUUGUGCGUGUAAAUCUGGUUGGAUGGGCAACGAUUGCUCACUUCCUAUUUGUCAACAAUGUUCUACUAAUGGUAAUUGUACGGCACCAGGCGUCUGCACAUGUAGUUCGAGCUGGCAAGGUUCUGAUUGUUCAACACCAAUUUGUCAACAAUGCUCAAGUAACGGAAAAUGUGUAUCACCGAACCAAUGCAGCUGUAAUAGUGGUUGGCAAGGCUCUGACUGUAACACGCCUAUAUGCCAACAAUGUUCCGCCAACGGUAAUUGUACGGCACCAGGCGUCUGCACAUGUGAUUCGGGCUGGCAAGGAUCAAACUGUGCAUCACCUUUUUGUCAAAAUUGUUCCAUCAAUGGUAAUUGUACUAGUCCAGGACUUUGUACAUGCAAAACGGGUUGGAUGGGCAACGAUUGCUCACUUCCUAUUUGUCAACAAUGUUCGAAUAAUGGUGCGUGCACAGGACCUGGAGUCUGUACAUGCAAUUCGGGCUGGCAAGGUUCCGACUGUUCUACACCUAUUUGCCAACAAUGCUCUAGCAACGGUCAUUGUACGGUACCAGGCAUCUGCACAUGUAAUUCGGGCUGGCAGGGAUCAAACUGUGCAUCACCUAUUUGUCAAAGUUGUUCAAGCAAUGGUAAUUGUACUGGUCCAGGAGUAUGUACAUGCAAGACAGGUUGGAUGGGCAACGAUUGCUCACUUCCUAUUUGUCAACAAUGCUCAGGUAAUGGUGCGUGCACAGGACCUGGAGUCUGUACAUGUAAUUCGGGUUGGCAAGGUUCUGAUUGUGCAACACCAAUUUGUCAACAAUGCUCAAGCAACGGAAGAUGUGUAUCGCCAAACCAAUGCAGCUGUAAUAGUGGUUGGCAAGGUUCUAGCUGCAAUACACCUAUUUGCCAAAGCUGUUCAAGCAAUGGUGUUUGUACUAGUCCGGGAAUUUGUACAUGCAAAUCCGGUUGGAUAGGCGAAGGUUGUACAACACCCAUUUGUCAACAAUGUUCGAAUAAUGGUGCUUGCACAGGACCUGGAGUGUCUAUUUGUCAAGUCCCUUGUAGAAACGGUGGUCAAUGUAUCAAUCCCGGUGUGUGUUCAUGUUUAUCAGAAUGGUCUGGUUCAGAUUGUGGACACAGACAAGGAAUAACAUUGAUGACAUAUCGAAAGAAUUUAUUUUUUAUUUUAGAACAUAACGGCGGUGGUUGUUAUUAUGGCCAAGAUAAAGUAAAUCUCAUAGGUGGUGGACAACGUUCUAUUGAAGAAUUAAAAGUGGGAGAUCGGAUUUGGUCACUUAAUUCAAAUGGAGAUACAUUCAUAGAAGAUGAAAUUAUUUUAAUGAUGCACAAUGAACCAAAUAAACCAGAAAUAUUCUAUACAAUGGAAACAAUUGAUGGACAUUAUAUUAGUCUUACAAAAUCUCAUAAUAUACCUGUGUAUGAUCAAGAAAAAAAUCAAAUCAAAUUUUUACGUGCUUCAAAAGUAACAUUACGACAUCGUUUAUUUAUAUUCAAUCAAAAAAUCGAAAUAAAAAAUAUUACAACUAGUCCACGUGUUGGAUUCUUUUCACCACUGACUUUAAGUGGAUAUUUAUUUGUUAAUAAUAUAUCAACCUCUGUUUUUGCAGACAGUUAUGGAGUAUCACCAAAUACUCUUCAACGAUUCUUUACACCCAUUCGUGUUUAUUAUCGUUUAAUGCGAUGGUAUUAUGGUGAUGAUUAUGAUCCAUUUGAAACCAAGAUGACAGAAGGUUUACAUCCUUCAAUUCAUUUCUUAAAACAACAUACUAUUAUGUUCAAACUUAUCUAUUUUGGCAUUCAAUACAUGUUUUUAACAUUGUUCAGCAUUUAUAUUUUAUAUUAUUUCAAAGCAUUUUCUCAUAUAUAUUCCAUUCGUAUAUUCAAAUAA